Messenger RNA from Drosophila bipectinata, 3839 nucleotides. Its product is annotated as zinc finger CCCH domain-containing protein 18. Gene Ontology annotation, cellular component: precatalytic spliceosome. Gene Ontology annotation, molecular function: metal ion binding; RNA binding. Lineage: Eukaryota; Metazoa; Arthropoda; Insecta; Diptera; Drosophilidae. The record is from RefSeq and is a predicted model, not a curated record.
AUGGGUGUCUCAUCACUGGUCACAUUACAUCGAGCGGAUAUAGCGUUUUUCCGAACGCCAGACAUAAAUCGAAAAAAAAAACGAAAUUAUAACUUGAUCAUCCAAGCAGGUAAAAGGCCCAACGCCCGUUCUCACAGGAACGGAAAAAGGAAACCCCAAGAAAAAAAAAGGAAGCAAACGACUGGGAAAAAGCAUUAAUUCGCACGGCAAAAAGCGAGAGCAGCAGUGGCACAGACGGCGACAUUGACAGCGACACCGAUAGCGGCGCGGCAGCGGCGGCAGAAGCAUCAUCGAAGCGGUAGCGGCUUCUACAGGAGCUCUUUCCUUAUUCCAACAGUCUGAUAUCCUUGCAACUACUCGCACCAGGGACCCACUCAGCCAUAGACACGCGACCAAAGAGGAAGCCGGUGGAGGUCCUAUGGUCUUAGACAUGGAGUCGGACGAUUCUCGUGGCAGCUCUCCGUCCAACUCCUCGGAGUCGCGCUCCAAUUCGCCCGCCAACAACAAGGAUGCCGCCUCACACGAUGCGGCAGCGGAUUCGCGCCCUCCCGUCGCCGUGGCCCGGUCGGUGCGCUCCGCCUCCACCAGCUCCAGUUCCUCGAACUCCAGCUCGAGUUCAAGCCGCAGCGCCAUAUCGGCGAAGAACAUGAAGAAGAGCUCAUCCAGCAGCAGCGGCAGCGGCAGUGGCAGCAGCUCAUCCAGCGGCUCCUCCAGCGAGGACGAACCCGACCAAGAGCCGUCGCAGCCGCCGCAGCAAAAGCAGCAGCACCAGGAGCAGCCUGAGCCGGAGGCUGCCAUCUCAGAGGAUAAUCCUGUUCCUUCGCCAAGCGCCAAAUCGCAGCCUAGCUCAUUUCUUUCUUCGGUGCGCAGCCGUAGCAAUAGCCCAGGGGAUCAGCAGCUGUACAACCAGGCUGCCGUGGAUCUCAACAUCAGCCACGAGGAUCUCAGCGAUGUCAGCGACAUCGAGGCGGAGACGGAGAAGCGCGCUUCGUCGAAGAACCCAACGCCGCAUCCAGUCGAAGAGGACGAGGACGGAGCCAUAUCCAAUGACUCACUGCCAGGGCACGAGGAAAAGGAGGCCAAGCUGAACGGCAAGGCUGCGGCUAGUGGCGGGCAACAUGAGAAGGUACCAACAGCUAUCGCCAAGGAGUCCAAACCGGAAGAUGGGCCGCCAAACGGACGAACUGGAGGCGGCUUGGAAGAGGACUUGGUGAAGACGCAUGACGACGACGCUCUCGACUUCGAAGCAGAGGAGGGCGAGUGCGCGGAACCGAUACCGAAAGAGGCCACAGAUCAGUUGAAAGACGAGACGAAAGCCAAUGAAUCAAACCAGGCCAAGGGCACGCCGAAGUCGGCGAAGGACGACGAUGACGACGACGAAGGCGAGGUCGAUGCCGAAGAGGGCGAGGAGAAAAGCAAGGACGGCCAGAGCGUGUCUGCUGGAAAUGGCAGCCUGGAGGAAGGCGAAGAUACCAGCAAGGAUAAGGAGAAAGACCUGGCCAAGAAGAAGAAGGACGAGGAAGAGCUGGAGGAGGGCGAGGUGUCGGACGAAGACGAGAAACGGCCCGAAGAGACUGAGCCCAAGCCAGUCUGCCGGUUCUACACCCGCGGCCAGUGCACAUGGGGCAUGAGCUGUCGUUUCCUGCACCCAGGCGUCACCGACAAGGGCAACUAUACGAUGUUCGAGAGUCUGGUGCGUUCCGUGCCGAUGCAGGGUGGCGCAGCCAGUGGAACCUCGGCCGGAGGGUCGUCUACAUCCGCAGCAGCUGCUGCUGCCGCCGUGCGUUCAGCGGCUAGCGCCUACAGUGCCGCCCAUGCUGCAGCGGUGGCGGACUACCACGACUAUAGGAACGAGCGACCGGCUCUACACCAUCGCUCAGCCAUGCACCACCCAUCGAGUGCCUACGCCAGCCACGGGCACGACCCCCGUAGUGGUAUGCUGCCGGAGCAAGGUCCUGUCGUUUUGGAGAAUGCCUGGGAGCGCGGUCUGCGCACUGCCAAGGAGAUGAUGCGCAAGGCCAACAAACGCAAAGAACAAGACAUGGACUUUGAGGACAAGAAGAUGAACCUCACCCUGUCGCCGGAUGAGCUCGAGAAGGAUCCGUUCUACCUCAAGGAGCGUGGCGGGGCCAGCUCACCGCCGCCGCCGUCUCGAGGCGUGGAGCCGCCUAUGAAUCCCCACAGUAUGGCCAUGUCGAUGCAUCCUCACGCCAGCCUAGGUCAUAGCAAUCCCCGUGCCCUCCUUCCUAUGCAAUACUCCGUAUAUGGUCCGAUGGCCGAUCGGUAUGGACGCAGCCAGUACAUGCACCCGCCGUACGAAGAUGUGGAUGCCUAUGGAAGGAUGGCGCGUUAUCGGGAACUGCCGCCGCAUCGGAUGCCGCACUACGAGGACGACCGCCGAUUGCGGCCAGCGCGCGAGGUGAUUGUUCAGCGCGUGGAGGCUGCCGGACGUGGCGACGAGUGGAGCGAUCCUUGGAUGCGUUCCAAGUCCAUGGGCCGGGGCUCAUACGAGCGGGAUGACCGUCGACGCAGGGAGCGUCGCAGCUACAGCACCAACUCGUCGUACUCCACCUCGAACAGCUCCCAGAGCGAUUCCUCCGACAGCACAUCGCGAUCCAGCAGUCCCUCGGAGCACAAGCGACGCUAUGGUGGUAGUUCCCACAAGGCAGCAGGUGCCUCCGGCUCCACCUCGCGACGCCAUUCGGGCCAUAGGCGCUCGUCCAGUCAGACAGUUCGACGCCGUCACACAUCAAAGGGUAGCCCCUCGCCGUCGUACAAGCGUGCUGCCAUGGAGCACAAGCGCCACAGUGGCGGUCACAGUCCCGCGUCCAAACGGAAGAAGCUCUCAUCGCCGUCACAGAAGAAGCUGGACAAGCUAAGACGCCGCCACAGCUCCAGUUCAUCCGACUCAGAUUCAUCCGACACCUCGUACUCAGAAUCAGAGUCCGGCUCAUCCUCCUCGGACAGCUCGUCGGGAUCCCAGACGCCCCAGAAGCGAAUCCGCUCCACCGACAAGGCGCUGAACGAGCGUAAAAUGAUCAAGAAGCCACCUGAAGUACCCAGGAAGCGGUCGCCCAUUUCCAUUGAGAUUAAGAAAACGUCGAACAUGGUGGGUGUGUCGGCGCUGGCCUCGCCCAACUCAAUCGACUCCGAGAAGGAGAAGGAUCAUCAUGGCAAGGACAACCACAGCAAGGAUAAGGAGCAUAACAACAUCAGCAGCGGCAGCAAAGACAAAGACAAGGACAAGGAGCGGGAGAAGGAUAACAAAGAACACGACAAGGACAAUAAAGAUAAGGAUGGGAAGGACGGGAAGAAGUCGCGCAGAGAGGAACUUCUUAAGCAGCUACGUGCGGUCGAGGAUGCCAUUGCCAAGAAGCGCUCCAAACUGUCCUAAGAAUUCCAGACUUUCCAUCCUUCACGAGAACAAGCGUAUCCAUCCUUCCUCCCAUCCUGCUGCACUAAGCCCACACUGUCUAGCUCUGCACCACCCACCUCUUUUGGAUUCGAUUAAGUUAAUCCGGAUAUCUCCGGAUAUCGUCACAUCAAUCAACUUAGUGGUUACAUAACAUUCACAUCGUAUUGCGAUAAGGGGGGCGGCGGCAUGCUGUGCGACAAUUUCCGCAUUUCCGCAUUUCCGCCGUGGCCCCGAAGACUGCAGCAAACUGCAGAAAAUGUAGACUUUAAUGAUCAUAUUUUGUCGAAACAUUUUUUUUUCCACACCCCAACCCUACUCUUCCCGAACCACAUCCGACUCCACCUUGACUUACCACCAACAAUGGAGCAUUAAAACAAACUGUUUAUAAUAGAUCAUAAAUAAAAGCCAAGAAACACUAUAAAAA